Clonostachys rhizophaga is the source of this 906-nucleotide messenger RNA. The record is from the annotation of a GenBank genome assembly. NCBI's taxonomy places the organism in Eukaryota, Fungi, Ascomycota, Sordariomycetes, Hypocreales, Bionectriaceae.
AUGCCAGAGCGCUUCUUUGUUACUCCUCUGGAAAAUCAAGAUGCCAAGAAAAUGGUGCCGUCACUCUCUUUCCUGAUCCAGCACUCUAAUCCUUCGUCUCAACGAAUAACCAGAAUUGUCUUUGACCUGGGCAUUCGCCGGCAAAUCGACCAGUAUAAUGAGCACAUUCUGAAUCAUGUUGCUACUCGACGCCCCCUAUUCACCACUCCAGAUGUUAUCGAGUCCCUCGCUCAGGGCGGCUUGUCGACAGAUGAUAUAGACGCUGUGAUACUUAGUCAUCUCCAUUGGGACCACGUUGGCACCCCAAAGGAAUUUCAGACCUCCCAGUUCAUUAUUGGGUCUGGAGGUCAUGCUUUGUCCCAGGGAAAGCCAGGUGGUGGGAGUCACAAUCACUUUGAGCCUGAUCUCUUGCCCCUACAGCGAACAAUCGAGCUGCAUCACCCCCGUGACAGGCAACGGGAUAAAUCCCAUCACCCCACUACUGCUACACCCUGGAUAGACACUCUACGCAGUAUUCCGUGGAAGCCCGUUGGUCCAUUCCCUUUCGCACUGGACAUCUUCGGGGACAGCAGCUUCUUCAUCGUUUGGGCCCCAGGACACCUACCGGGGCACCUCAACGCCUUAUGCCGAAAGAAGGGUGGCGAGUAUGUCUACCUUGGUGGGGAUGCCGCGCACGAUGUAAGGCUUAUCACAGGAGAAAAAGACAUUGCUACAUGGGCAGACAAUGCCGGUCAAGUUUGUUGCAUACACCAAGAUCCAGACGCGGCGCGGGAGACCAUAGACCAUAUCCGAAAAGCCCAGAGUGGAGAGUCGGCUUUGGGACCUGUUCAGGUGAUCUUGGCCCACGACAGUAGGUGGGCUGAUGAAGCGAAAAGGGAGAGAAAGUUCUUUCCAGGUCACAUAUAA